Messenger RNA from Aethina tumida (small hive beetle), 573 nucleotides. RefSeq names its product prefoldin subunit 1. NCBI's taxonomy places the organism in Eukaryota, Metazoa, Arthropoda, Insecta, Coleoptera, Nitidulidae. Gene Ontology annotation, cellular component: prefoldin complex; cytoplasm. Bases 113 to 475 code for a protein of 120 amino acids. Gene Ontology annotation, biological process: protein folding. The record is from RefSeq and is a predicted model, not a curated record. Gene Ontology annotation, molecular function: protein folding chaperone. The transcript is spliced from 3 exons.
GGGAUUUUAUUUUUACUCUGUUCGCAAGACUGCAAACGUGAUUCCGUCAAAUUACCACCGGAUCCUCAAAUUUCCUAUUUUGGUUUUUGCCAUUAGGUAGAUUAAUUUAAAAAUGGCUACAAAAGUGGAUAUGGAAUUAAAAAAGGCCUUCACUGAACUCCAGGAGAAACAAAUAGAAACGAGUCAAAAAAUUAAGUUGCAUGAUCUACAAAUAGAAGGUUUAAAGAGGAAUAAGAAACACGCGAGCUUCACUGAAAGAGAAAUAAAUGCGUUAGAGGAAGGAACAAGAACAUAUGAAGCUGUGGGUAGGAUGUUUGUGUUGACCCCAAUGGCAGAUAUUAAAGAGAAUUUGCAGAAGAAACAGGCUGCAGCAGAAGAGAAAAUUAAAGUUUUGGAAGGUAACAAAAGUUAUUUGGAAAACAGUUUAUUAGAGGCAACAAAUUCUUUGAGGGAAUUAGUUCAACAAAAGCGAUAGAUCUCAAAACAGUUCACAUUAAAACAUGUCAUUUAAAACAGCUUUAUUUAUUUUAUAAAAACUUUGUAUUUCAAAUAAAUACUAAACAUGUACAACAA